Messenger RNA from Mya arenaria, 2757 nucleotides. RefSeq lists its product as uncharacterized. The coding region runs from base 170 to 2329 and encodes 719 amino acids. Lineage: Eukaryota; Metazoa; Mollusca; Bivalvia; Myida; Myidae. The record is from RefSeq and is a predicted model, not a curated record. The transcript has a single exon.
UGGAGUGAAUAGCUGUUGAUAUAAUAUCAUGUAGCAUUAAAAUGGAUUGAACAUCUAUCAAAAAGUGUUAAAGCUUAGCUGGAUACGAUUUUGUGAGAUGAUAUGCAGUUAGUGUAAAACCAUAAUGACAUACUCGAGUGGACUGUAUGGGUGUUUUUAACGAUCAGCUAUGUCAGAUUUAUAUGUUUAUUUGUGGACGGUGUCUUGUCGCCUAUCAAGGGUGCUGGCGGACAUAGGAGUUGAUGAGGAGAUGACCAAAUGUCGUCGGAGGGCGUGGCUGUCCAUAGAAACAAUGGACAAUUUCUACCAAAGGCGAGCAAAAACAUUCUACCACUUUGGCAGUCAAAGUGAAGGUACCACCACGUUGGGUAUGGAUUCCGAUGUCGACCUGCUGAUAAACGAUGACAAAUGCCAAGUUAUUUUGGAUUUCAAAGACUGGAAACUAGACAUGAAUAAUCUCCUUGUAGUAAAACAGGAUUGUUCACCACCACAGCAUUGCUAUCUGCAGAUAUUAAGACCCGACAUUCCGACACCUGCUACAGAAAAUCAAGUAGAGGAGCGGGAUGUAUUUGUGGAUGAAAAUUGCCGAGUUUUUAUGGCAAAUACCAUACAAGACCAUCAGAUAAGGGAAGAUUACCGUGCAGAGUUCGUGAAACACGGGCCCUCCAAGAGCGUAGAUGAAGACAUCGAUGUGGUGUACGCAUAUCAUUGUGCAUCAUUGCCAGAAGAAUGCCAAUUCAUGUUCAAACGACCUCGCAAAGGCCACUGGCCAACAGAGGAAAUCUUUGCAUCUGCCCGAAAAUGUGGGACUUUCCUCGUUCCCCAGGGGCAUGCAGAAAGUUACGAUUCAAAUAAAGAAUGGCGGUUUUCAACUUCAACUAUUGAGCGGACACUCAUGUUUGCAAUGAACAUCACUCAAAUAAAAGUAUAUGUCUUGUUGAAAAUGAUAAGAAAGUCAUUACUGAAGCCAAUCUUUGGAGACAGAUUUAGCACAUUUGACAUGAAAACUACUGUCUUGUUUACCAUGGAAACAUGUCCAUCGGAUAUCUGGCAAGAGAACAACUUGCUGUGUUGCACAUUGUAUUGCCUGCAAACCCUCCGUGGCUUUAUACGAAAGCGGUACAUUCCACAUUUUACCAUUUCUAAUGUCAACCUCUUUGUUGGCAAACUUAGCAAGCGUGAACUACUUCGUCUUGAGGACAUCAUCCAAAGUAUGAUAGACAACAAGUUGAUAUGUGUAUAUCACAUAGACAUGGACGACCUCGGUAGAAGAAUGUCGGCUUUUCAGUGCAAUUUGGUUCAGUUUGAAACCGCAGAAAGAAUCGACAACCAGCGCACCAUUGCUUCAUCUAUGCGUAAAUGGGUCUUCAGCAUAUUAUUAUCUCAGUUAAUUCAAAUUCAGGUUGAUGUAUCGCAAGUUUGUCCAAAUGAAGCUUUACAACGGAUUUUGUCCGAUGUGCGUCACUUGUUUCAUCUCGUUGACACGGGGUCGCAAUAUGAACAGAUUAUUGCCAAACCACUCAUACACAUGCUAUUCAGUCAUAUUGCCUCUGUCAAUGCAUCAGAGGGCAUAAAAAAUCAGAGGCGUUUCCACCGAGACAGUUUCGGUAUGUACAGUUUAGCUUGUGCUGAAGUAGACGUGUUGUCUUCUCGUCUGAAGUUUGCAUCACUAUGCUUCUGCUUGGAACAGUAUGAUACAGCCAAGGACAUGCUCGACUAUUGUGAAGGUUUAUUGGAUGCGGGCCUGUGGCAAAUAUGUGGAUGCAGCAGGCAAAUAUCAGUUCCUGCUCAUGGGAAUGUUCUUUUGAAGGUACUAGAAAUGGCGGAGACAGAGUUGCUAAGAACGCAUGUAGCAUUCAGCGUAGUUUUUGGAAGGCACGAGUUAUACUGCAUGCCCGAAGCGUUGGUGUAUGAAAUGUACAGAACCAUUGACGAUGAUGACAUGAGGGAGAGGAUACCAAUCCGUGACGGCUGGAUGGACCUGGCCAUUGUGGAUCCCAUCCCUUUCCUUUAUUACCUGCAAUACAUCACCUUCAAACAGUUAGACCAGUCGGAUAACAUGAGCGCCGCAUUACACAAGCUUGAGGAUUACGUCAUGGACCAUUCAGAUAAAGGUUGUCACGCAGAGACGGCUGCAAAUCUGCUUGGUCACUGCUACGAGCUGGCCGGGGACCACUGGGCCGCCUACCACUACUACUGCGAGUCGAGAGAGAAAAGCCCAAACAACAAUGCCGCACACAGGCAUAUACAUAGAUUGAAACCACUUUUCUGCAGCGAAGAGAGCGACUCCGAUCAACCAAAUACAAGCGAUGAUAAUGACACUGAUUAAUAGCCCACUGUAUAUAGUGUAAAUGUAUUUGAAAUUGGAACACCAUAAGUAUCCGCAUUAGGAAUCUUAUACGUGCAUUAUUUUCAUAUGUAUUUGUGAUGUAUUUUGUAUGUAAAAUUAUGCAGCUAUUGCUGAUCAGAUGUUUGUUCCAUUUUUUCAAAUGAUUCAACAUACUAUGUAUUAAAAUCACAUUUAUUUAUUAUCAUAAUAAUAAGAUCACAUCUUUGGUAAACAUGCAUGCUAACCUCUGUUGGUUAUGAUAAUUGUUUAUAUUUUUGAUUAAGCAAAACUUAUGGCCAAUAUGUUUACAACCGUCUAUGUAUUAUAUGUAAAAGACAAAUAAAUGAACUGCAAUUACACAUAUAAGUAACAAGUUCAAGACUAACUUCAGCAGAACAUUUUUUUUCAAAAUAAAUAACAUCAAAAUU